Molecule: messenger RNA, 877 nt
Organism: Arachis duranensis
Lineage: Eukaryota; Viridiplantae; Streptophyta; Magnoliopsida; Fabales; Fabaceae
Product: aldehyde dehydrogenase family 3 member F1
Exons: 3
Coding region: 49-480 (143 amino acids)
Biological process (GO): aldehyde metabolic process
Cellular component (GO): cytoplasm
Molecular function (GO): aldehyde dehydrogenase (NAD+) activity
Source: RefSeq, a predicted model, not a curated record
AGUUUAUCAAAAGAUUGAUUAUGCUUGGUUUAUUCAUUAUUAUGCUUAAUGCAAUAUUUUAUGAAUGAUAUGAAGGAGUAUUAUGGGAGUGGAGAGACAAAGAAAGUGUCAUGGAGAGAAUCACAACUCAAAGGGUUGCGUCGUUUCCUCAUUGAAAAAGAAGAAGAUAUUUUGAAGGCCUUAAUGCUCGACUUAGGAAAGCAUCAAGUUGAAGCUUUUAGAGAUGAGGCUAGAUUGCCACAAAUAGCACUGCUUAGUAGUGCAGAAAUUGUUCCUGAACCUCUGGGCCUAGUCCUCAUUAUUUCAUCUUGGAAUUUUCCCUUUGGUUUAUCCUUGGAGCCACUAAUAGGAGCAGUAGCAGCUGGAAACACAGUGGUCUUAAAGCCUUCAGAGUUGUCACCAGCAUGUUCUUCCAUACUUGCCCUUGGACUUCCCAAUUUCUUGGACUUCCCAAUCAUAAGGUGUUUGAAGAUUCAUUAGUUCUAAAACUUUCUGUAGUUUAUUUCAUGCCAUUGGAUUUGCUUAGCUUAUCAUAGAUGUGGCCUCUUCAAUUUAAUUUCUCCUGUUUAUGUUUUUCUGUCUUUUAGGCUUGGAUUAUGCUGACCCAAAAGGAAAAGGAAAUUUUUUUGGAAAAGUUUUUCUUGCUGCUGGAUUAACAGCAUUAUGCAUUAUAUAUCUUCUUGGUUCAGAUUAUGCUUUCAGGUUAUUUUGAUUCAGAUUUGGCUCAGGGUAUUCAGGUGAUAAGAGGCUAUUUUUUUAUGAGUUCAAGCCUCUGGAAGCCUUGAAUCCCAUCUCUUUAAAAGAAACUUUAUAUAUUAUUGGUUGUUAUUAAUAUUGUUUCAAAUUGAAGAGAUGUUUCUGCUCACCUCUAUCUAUA